This is a messenger RNA of Impatiens glandulifera, 1020 nucleotides long. RefSeq names its product F-box/kelch-repeat protein At2g44130-like. The coding region runs from base 1 to 1020 and encodes 339 amino acids. Gene Ontology annotation, biological process: regulation of phenylpropanoid metabolic process; negative regulation of cytokinin-activated signaling pathway. Lineage: Eukaryota; Viridiplantae; Streptophyta; Magnoliopsida; Ericales; Balsaminaceae. The record is from RefSeq and is a predicted model, not a curated record. The transcript has a single exon. Gene Ontology annotation, molecular function: protein binding.
AUGAAAAGACGUAUAGACGGUUUGCCUGAAUGCUUGAUUCUUGAGUGUCUUGCUCGUCUUCACCUCAAGGACUUACCUGCCGCAUCCCGAGUAUGUCGUAGGUGGCUUCAUCUGAUCAAAUCUCGUCAUUUUUACUCCCUCAGGAAACAACUCGGAUGUACGAAUCAGGUGGCUUGCUUGCUCCAGCACAUACCUCCAUCAAACUCCCUUAAUAUCAAAUAUGUAAUCAACAUGUUUGACCCGAUGGAUCGGGAGUGGAACCGACUCCCUCCGAUCCCUGAUCUCACAAAGGAACAUACUUGGCAAACUUGGAUUGCUAGCUCAGAAGGGAAACUCGUCGUUUUUUGCGGUAGCGAUACUCUCCCAAUGGAGUCUGUGAUUGUAUUCGUGUUGGAUUUUGCGACUCAACGGUGGAGAAAAGGCAAAGACAUGCCUUUAGUUAGUAGUUCAAGGUUUUCCACCGUGUCUUCCCCCCAGUGCCAACGAAUAUUCAUCAGCGGUGACCACCGCCAGAAGGUGGAUGCACCUUGGGACUAUGUUUGGGAGUAUGAUGUGUUGAAGGAGGAGUGGACCGUGUUGUAUCAGAUCAGAAGUUUCAAGAUCCGAGGGCUGCGGAUAAUUGGAGAGGAGUUAUGGGUUAUAAUUGGACACAAACACAUAGGAAAAUGGACAAUGCCUGAAGGACAUGGUGCAGUUGUGUACCAUCUUCGAACUAACAAAUGGAGGGAAGUUACAUUGACUUUGGGAAGAGUUAAUAACUUAUUGAGUAGUCGCCACAACUCUGACUUGAAAUUGUAUAAGUUGAUGAAAAAGUUGUAUCGGAAUGAGUUCGAUGUCAUGAAAAACUGUUGUAGUAGACUCCAAUUGGGUAAACAAAGUUUACUAAUGACCACAUGCGGUAACAAUGGUGGGAAGGAAUUAUUUUGUAUGCAGGAUCAAGAAGGUAAAUUUGAUAAAAUGGAGCCCCCUAGUAUUGAGUUUUCUGGAUAUGUGGAAUCAAGUUAUUGUAUUGAACUCUAA